This is a messenger RNA of Trifolium pratense (red clover), 1386 nucleotides long. RefSeq lists its product as uncharacterized. NCBI's taxonomy places the organism in Eukaryota, Viridiplantae, Streptophyta, Magnoliopsida, Fabales, Fabaceae. The transcript is spliced from 2 exons. The record is from RefSeq and is a predicted model, not a curated record. Gene Ontology annotation, molecular function: nucleotide binding. Bases 67 to 1158 code for a protein of 363 amino acids.
CUAUGUAUAAUUAAAUUAAGCAACACUCAAGUUCACUCUUCCACAACACUCCCUUAACAUACAACCAUGGCAAAAGAAGAACCAAAACCAAUUAGAUUUGGAAUUCUAGGUUGUGCAGAGAUAGCUAGGAAAGUUUCAAGAGCCAUAACCCUCUCACCAAAUGCAACUCUCUAUGCAAUUGGAAGCCGUUCUUAUGAAAAAGCAAAAACAUUUGCAGCUUCCAAUAAUUUCCCUUCACAUGCCAAAAUAUACGGCUCAUACGACGCUGUUUUGGACGAUCCCAACGUCGAUGCAGUCUACGUGCCACUACCGACUAGUUUGCAUCUUCGAUGGGCGGUACUUGCUGCUCAAAAGAAGAAACAUUUGUUGCUUGAGAAACCAGUUGCUCUUAAUGUUGGUGAACUUGAUAAGAUUUUGGAAGCUUGUGAAGCUAAUGGUUUGCAAUAUAUGGAUGCUACUAUGUGGAUGCAUCAUCCUAGAACUGAGAAAAUGUUUCAGUUUCUAUCAGAUCCUAAUCAAUUUGGUUCUCUCCAAUCGGUACAUGCAACAUUUUCAUACCGAGGGAGCCCUCAUUUUCUCGAAAAUGACAUUCGUGUAAAACCAGAUCUCGACGCACUAGGAACACUUGGCGACACCGGUUGGUAUUGCAUUAGAGCAAUUUUAUGGGCUGCAAAUUAUGAAUUACCCAAAACAGCAAAAGCAUUACACAAACCAAAAUACAACAAAGCAGGGGUAAUAUUGUCAUGUGAAGCUUCUCUGUUAUGGGAAGAUAACAGAGUUGCAACUUUCUUUUGUUCCUUUUUAUCAGACAUGUCUAUGGAUAUUACAGCAAUAGGGACAAAAGGGUCAUUGCGUGUACAUGAUUAUGUUAUACCUAAUGAAGAGAAUGAGGCUUUGUUUAGAACAAGUUCAAAUUCUGAUUUUGAUGAACUUUCUAUUGGUUGGAGUCCUAAACCAAGUGAGUUUAUAAUUAAAAGUGAUAUUCCACAAGAAGCACUUAUGGUUAAGGAAUUUGCAAAUUUAGUUGGAGGGAUUAAGUUUGGUGAUUCUAAAGCUGAGAAUAAGUGGGGGAUUAUUAGUAGGAAAAGUCAAGUGGUUAUUGAUGCUGUUAAAGCUUCAAUUGAUAAUGAUCUUGAACCUGUUCUUAUUCAGUAUUAGGCUAUGAAUUGUAGACACUUUUCGGAUUAGGUGUCUCAGAUGUCCCACACCAACACAUAUGAUUUUAUUGAAUAAUGUAAUUUUCUCAGGUUAUUGUCGUUAUCCAUGUGUCACGUGUCUGGUGUUCGUGUUUCAUAAAUAAUUUUAGUUUUUUGUGAUAAAAAGGAAUGUUCAUGAUUGUUCUUCACUUUGAAUAUAUAGAAGUUUGAAUAUUUUGUGCUUUGUUUA